CUUUUCAAAAUAAUUGCUAUUAAAAACUCCAAUGACACCAAACAGACACUAAUUCCAAUUAAUCCUAAUUUUCUCUGGAAGUUGCUUUCAAACUAAUUAUUCAUAAAAACAUUAAAGAUUCCAAAUUUAAAGAUCACUUAAAGUAAAAAUAAUUAAAAAUAAAUGUUAGUAUUCACUUGAAUAAAACUAAAUUGUAAUAAUCUUCAUCUAAUAAAAUAGCCCUUUAGGCAAACCAGUAGCCAAAGAUAAUAACAUAUGAGGAGCCGAAGUCACAGGCAUCGUGGCACGGAACUACAGCCAUGGGCACACAGGGGGUGUGUCCAGCGUCCAGGAGGCAAGCCAUGCAGCGUCGCGGAGUGUGAACGCGAACACGAGCAUGGGGCCAAGCUGAAGCGCAAGCGGAAGCAUGGACGUGGUCAUGCAGGACGCGAGUGUCGGUGUCACGACACGGGGUUGCGAUUACGGCACAUACGAAUUCGAGGACGCAGGAGCAAGGUGGAUCGUUCUAGACGCAGCGGGCCUUGCCAGCGAAAGCGUCAAUACAAGGGCCGUGGCGUGAAGUUGUGGAUAGGACGUCUGGGUCGAGACGUUGGCACGCGCGAGCGUAAGCACGGGCGCGGGCGCAAGCGCAACAUGGAAUGCUCAAGAGGUGAGCCUUGCACGAGUUGGCAGCGUCCAUGCCAAGGCCGUGGCACGUGGUCGCGGUCGAGCCAUGCUGGAACGCGCAGGAGCGGUCGAGGGCGUCCACAGUGCAUGCCAUGCCAGCAGCAGAUAGGAGAAGCCCAGAAAAUUCCAGAAGCUGCUGGGUGCACAGUGAUGGUUCCAGAUAGAGGUCUAGAUAAGGACGUGAACAAUGCUCCGGAUAAGCGCAUGAACAGUACCAGAUAAAGGGUCUGGAUGGGCUUAAUGGGCCAAACCCAACCUGGGGUUUCUCCUAGGGCCUUGUAGAUAAUUCUAGAAUAAGGGAUUCUAGAAUAAUGUAGGCUUAGGAGGGAGAAUGGAGAAUCUUCUAGAAAUUGUAAAUAUGAGGGAUUUGUGCGGAGUGUUCUAGAGGCUUACCUGCAGAGGGCUCUUGGGCCUGACCUCUUCUAUAAAUAGGGGUGGCUUGA
This is a messenger RNA of Rubroshorea leprosula, 1109 nucleotides long. NCBI's taxonomy places the organism in Eukaryota, Viridiplantae, Streptophyta, Magnoliopsida, Malvales, Dipterocarpaceae. The record is from the annotation of a GenBank genome assembly.